Molecule: messenger RNA, 1596 nt
Organism: Exophiala bonariae
Lineage: Eukaryota; Fungi; Ascomycota; Eurotiomycetes; Chaetothyriales; Herpotrichiellaceae
Exons: 1
Coding region: 1-1596 (531 amino acids)
Source: RefSeq, a predicted model, not a curated record
AUGCUUCUCUGCAGAGGCAUCGAGGUCGAAGAGUUGACCAUCUGUGAGCUCCAACAACAUCUUACCACAGCAUCAUUCACAUCUCAAGAUCUCACCCAAUGCUACCUAAAUCGCAUGGACGUGCUCAACCCAUGCAUAAAAGCCGUCAUCGAGACCAAUCCAGAAGCGCUCUCCAUAGCGAUUGACCUUGAUACAGAACGUAGCAAUGGGGUUGUCCGAUCCAUGCUCCACGGCAUCCCGUUCCUCGUGAAGGAUAACAUUGCCACCAAGGAUGGAAUGCAAACUACGGCAGGCUGCUUCGCACUCAUAGGCACAAGGGUUCCAGCCGACGCUGACGUUGUUGCCCAGCUUCGAGCAGCUGGUUGUAUAUUGCUUGGCAAGGCAAACCUAAGUGAGUGGGCAUCAAUGCGCUCGAGUUAUUAUUCGGAAGGCUACUCGAGUCGCGGCGGACAAAACAGAAAUCCUUACAACCUGGCCGAGCAUCCCGGUGGCAGUAGCAGUGGUAGCGCAAGCGCUGUCGCGGCCAAUUUCUGUGCCUUUAGCAUUGGGACCGAAACAGAUGGCAGCUUAAUGUUUCCAGCGGACAGGUGCGGGCUUGUGUCAAUCAAACCGACUGUAGGGUUGACAUCCACGACCGGAGUCAUUCCAGAAGCCAAGAGUCUUGACACCGUUGGUCCAUUUGGAAGAAGCGUUGAAGAUGUUGCUCUUGUCCUCGAGGUGCUGGCCGAUCCCAACAGUCGCCCUUCCAGCUUGAAUCCGGACUAUUCUUCACUCCUAGCGAGUAAGGAGAUGUUAAUAAAUGCCAGGUUCGGAAUGCCUAUGAACCGAGUCUGGAACAGUGCCAGGGACAAUGCGGAACAGGCGGCAGAAUACGAAGCGCUAAUCGAGCUUGUAAGCAAGAUCAAAGAUACUGGUGCAAAAGUCUAUGAGGUUGAAUUUCCUAGUGCUGAGGAUAUCAUACCCCCUGAUGGCUGGGACUGGGACUAUGCGGAAGGCUACACUGGGUCCAGUCUUUCUGAAUUUCAGGUUGUCAAAACCGAGUUCUACCACGGGCUCAAAGAAUACCUAACCGGACUCGAACAUAACGAGAGCAGCAUCUUGACGCUUGAGGACAUCGUUAAGUAUAACAUCGAUCACACUCACACAGAAGGUGGGGUUCCUGGCACUCACCUGGCCUGGCCGACAGGCCAGGACAACUUCGAUCGCUGUCUCGAGGCAAAGAAUGAGAGUGAAGAGCAGUACACGAAAGCCUUUGAAUACAUUCGUCUCAAAUCACGCGAACAAGGCAUCGAUGCUGCACUGACGCAUUCAGAAGGCGAUUUAGACGGCCUUAUUGUGCCCAUAUCCGUGGAUGGUGGUGUUUCUGUUUCCAUUGCGGCAAAGGCUGGAUAUCCAAUGAUUACUGUUCCGGUCGGAGUUGACGGUAAAGGAGUGCCAUUCGGCAUUGGGCUGAUUCAAACGGCGUUUAGGGAAGACCUAUUAAUCAAAUACGGAUCUGCCAUCGAAGACCUUACCGGUCCACGACCGGAGCCAACAUAUUUGAACUUUUAUGCCAGCAAUUACACCUACAUUGGGACACCGCCAGUAUCGUCAUGA